Molecule: messenger RNA, 1146 nt
Organism: Miscanthus lutarioriparius
Lineage: Eukaryota; Viridiplantae; Streptophyta; Magnoliopsida; Poales; Poaceae
Source: the annotation of a GenBank genome assembly
AUGUCCAAGCUUCGAGAUUGGGCAGGCCUCCCAGAUGGCCUGCUGCACUCCAUUGUUGAAUUGUUGGGGUCCUUCCCUGACCUUCUUGCCUUUGCAGCCACCUGCCACCCCUGGCGCUCUGCCUUCUCAUCUUACCCAUCUCUUCUCCUCGACCCUAAUGUCUCUUUCUGCUCCUCUCGCCAUUUUCCAAAUGCCAGAAACACCUCUGUACCCAAACGCCCAUGUUACGUCAUUGACCUAGCUAGCCAAGAUACAAUACUUUGCUCUCAGAUUCCUCUGCUUUCUGUUGAUUAUGGAAAUAAUCGCCCACCAAGUGCUUUGCAUAAGUUUGCUUUUAGGGGUGCUUCCUUUGGCCAUAUGAUCUUCUCCAGCAACAAAAUAUGUUUUCUUUUUGAUGUGUUCACUGGUAUUGAGGUUUCACCUCCACUACUGCCAGCUGAUGAAUAUAGUGAGAUCCGCUGUGGUGCUACCCUCACAGGUCCUCUAGCAUCUCCCAACUCACAUCUCAUUGUCUGCACUUUGUCCUUCAACUUCUUUUGGCGUGUUGGUAGUGACUCUUGGUCAAAAUGCUCUCCUCGCAAUGGAUCACUCACCGAGUUUGUAGUCUUCAAAGGCCAGGUCUUUGGCAUGGGUUCUGAUCGUAGUUUGUUCAUGGUUCACUUGUCUCCUCAGAUCCAUUUACAGGAGAUACCAGUUUCCUGGGGUGUAAGAAAUAGCAUGACCAAAUGGCAUCUUUGCGACCCUUGGCUAGUGGUGUGCGACGACAUGCUUCUCAUGGUUGGCUGCCAGAGUGAAUUCCCAGGAAUAACAUGGUAUGUAUUUGAAGCUUACCGUAUUGACACUUCGACUGACCCUGCAAAGUGGGUGAAGGUGGAGAGGUUGGAGAACUGGGCGAUAUUCAUCAGCAGUGACCGGAGAGUUCAGCCACUUUCAUGCCUGAAUCCAGAGAGGUGGGGAGGGAGGAGCAACUGUGUAUACUGCUAUGAUUAUGAAUUUGGCCAUUUGGUUGCAUUUGAGUUGGGCAAGCCACUGCCUGAAGAUGAUGCCACCAGGUCUGAUGUCUUUAUUUUCACAUGUGUUGGUAGCAUGGUGCAACCUAUAUGGAUUGUCCCCAGUAUGCUCUCUUUGUGUUGUGAUGGUCAGUGA